AUGGCUGCUCUAUCAUCAAGACAUCAACAAGUAAGUAUUAUAAACCAAAUGCUUUUGAUUUCUAAUUUGAUUAAUAAAAAAGAUUCUAAGAGGAUGAGGACUGCUUUUAUGCUCAUGGUUCUUGUUUUCGCAAUGACAUGGCCAUAUUCGAGUACUCAACCGACAGACCCUCAAGAGUGCUAUAAGCUGGUUAAGGGUACCUCAAGUGAAUGUCGUGAUCGUCUAAAGGGAAUUUUGCAUUUUCAAUUCCAUGGGAUCAAGAAAUAUUGCUGUGAAACCAUUGCUAAAGUUUCUGAUUCAUGUUGGCCAGUGAUCUUCCCGAACCAACCUUACGUUCGUUUUAUCUUGAAGGGUAUUUGCGUUUGGACAUAA
Messenger RNA from Eruca vesicaria subsp. sativa (arugula), 372 nucleotides. NCBI's taxonomy places the organism in Eukaryota, Viridiplantae, Streptophyta, Magnoliopsida, Brassicales, Brassicaceae. The record is from the annotation of a GenBank genome assembly.